Messenger RNA from Monopterus albus (swamp eel), 3794 nucleotides. RefSeq names its product G protein-coupled receptor 4 (gene gpr4). The record is from RefSeq and is a predicted model, not a curated record. Gene Ontology annotation, biological process: G protein-coupled receptor signaling pathway. The transcript is spliced from 4 exons. Gene Ontology annotation, cellular component: membrane. The coding region runs from base 220 to 1404 and encodes 394 amino acids. Gene Ontology annotation, molecular function: G protein-coupled receptor activity. Lineage: Eukaryota; Metazoa; Chordata; Actinopteri; Synbranchiformes; Synbranchidae.
AUGAAACCCCAAGGACCCUGAGCAAGAAAGACAGUGUUCUGAGAAACAAGAACCAUGAAAUGCCUCACAAAUGACAGUUCUGUUUUCUUCUGUUCCUCCAAGUCGGACAGCCAUGUGCUAGCUGAGCAGGAUGCCAGAGUCGCCAUGUCACUGUCACACUGCUGGAGCAGGAAUAUAGUGAAACUACAGAGGGAUGCACAGAGCUGAGAGUAGCUGAACAUGGCUCACACACUUGCACACACACAAACACAAACACAAUCUCUGAGUGAUCCACACAGGACAAUGUGCAACAUUUCAUUCUGUGAUGUGGACAGUAAGGUGGACCAGUUCUUCCAACCCGCACUCUACAUCAUAGUCAUUGUUCUGGGGCUGCCCGCUAACUGCAUGGCCCUGUGGGCUGCCUACAUGCAGGUACGCCAGCGAAAUGAGCUCGGCAUCUACCUGAUGAACUUGUCGGUGGCUGACCUCCUCUACAUUGCCACUCUUCCUCUCUGGAUCGACUACUUCCUGCAGCACGAUGACUGGAUCCACGGUCAAGAGAGCUGCAAGCUGUUUGGUUUCAUCUUCUACACUAACAUCUAUGUCAGCAUCGCUUUCCUCUGCUGUAUAUCACUAGACAGGUACCUGGCUGUGGCAUAUCCCCUGCGCUUCGCCAAAGUUCGACGAAUCAAAACAGCUGUCCUGGUCAGCUCCAUAGUGUGGACCAUUGAGAUUAUAGCCAACUGUGCUCCUCUCUUCCACGACGAGCUCUUCCGGGAUCAGUUCAACCACACCUUCUGCUUUGAGAAAUAUCCCAUGCAGGACUGGGUGGCAGGGAUGAACCUCUACAGGACAUUUUUAGGCUUCCUUGCACCUUGGAUAGCUAUGCUGGUUGCCUACCGUGGAAUUCUGGUUGCAGUGCGCUGCAAUAUCUCAACAGAGCGCCAGGAAAAGGCCAAAAUUCAGCGGCUGGCGUUGAGUUUGAUCCUGAUUGUUUUACUCUGCUUUGGGCCGUACCAUGUCUUACUCCUGGUGCGGAGUGUGAUUGUGAUGUUUCUAAGGAAGCCAUGUGACUGUGGCUCAGAGGAAAGCUUGUUUGCAGCAUACCAUGUAUCACUGGCCCUGACCAGCCUCAACUGUGUUGCUGACCCCAUCUUGUACUGUUUUGUUAAUGAGGGAGCAAGGCACGAUGUUAGCCGAGCCCUCUCAGCUUUACUGUCUGCAGCCUGCCAGAGGGGUUCCUCUUCCUCACCAUCGCAUGUUGACAUACUCAACACUGGUUCAGUGACAAUGGAAACACCACUGUCAACAAAGAAGCAGCCUUGUGUCUAUGCUGAUGGAGGCAAGACAAGCAGCUACAAGACAGAACUGGUGGCUCUGAAGGAGGAGUGUCUACAGAUGACCAUCCUCAGUGUGAAGAAGUGAUGUCUACCUGGAAUAUACAGUAGCACAUCCCGACAGUUCAGCUCAGUGGACAAAGGAAGCACCUAACAUGGCACAUUUCUUCUGGCCUGACAGGCUGAAAUCAGAUCACGUAGCUGUAGAUGCUAGGGGUAAUGGCACAUUAACAAGCCAGAAUGAGACUAAAGAAGUAAACAAUCUGAAGCUACAGGAGCAAAACCUGUACAGCUUGUUGGGUGAAUGAAAAAUGGAAAAACCCUUUUGCUGUUGUUAGAUCAUUACUACUACAGGGGCACAAAUAUUAGAGCCUGGCCUGAAGGUGGCACCAGUUCACCUGGUCAUGUUGUCAAUCAACAGGGUUUAUCCUUUGCACAGUGGCCAUGUUGUGACAUCUCAGGCUGACAGCUAGUCUCGCUCAUGUCACUAAUGACUAAAGCUGUACUUUAUCAGCAGCUGUGCAGCUAUAAUGCAUGCUAAAGUUAGCAUGUUAACAUGCUGUGUUAGCAUUAAUUCCAAAGUGCAGCUGAGUCUGACAAGUCAUUAGUUUUUGGAAAAAUUUUGAACUGCUGCACUAUUUGAAAAGUCAAAACACACCAAAGUCUUUAGGAUUCAGCCUCGGUGGGCCAUGAAUGUAUGUUCCACAUUCUAUGCCAGUCCAUGCUGUAAAUGUUUAAAUAUUUUAGUCUGACCCCUAAAGUCAUGUCUUAGUGUGGCUAAUGAGGACCUUAUGAAAAACAAUUUGAAUUUUUGGACAAUGUCCCAACUGUGACAGGAGUCAUUCAUGCCUACAUGUAGGAAGACAUUCUUGAGUAUUUAAGUGUUAUUAUUUAAACAGACCAUCCUCUACAUGGGUGAGUAUUGCAUUCAGACUGCAUGGACACCCAGCUGGACAAACAGCGGAUGUAGAUGAUCGGGGUUUGACACCUAAAUGUGCCACUUUGGAAUAUGAAAGAAGAGCAGAUGUGUAACAGAAAAGAUUGUUGGUUAUUGUUCUAAUGUAAUUGUAAUUCUUGUUGAAAGUACUGAAGUUAAUAAUGAAGCCUUAUAAAGUACCUCAGCUCAUAAACUGUGAUAGCAAGAAGGCUUAGAGUAGUCUUUCUUAUGUAAAGUCAGCCAUUUUGGUUUUUCAUUUUUACCACAGGCAGCAAAAUAGUCAGAACUCAGUCCACUGAAAUCACAAACACAAAAAAGCUAAACCAAAGCCUUUUACUGUAUCCAGCUCAGUUUGAAAGCCAAAUGUAUUAGGUUCAACGACAUUAUAUUGACAGCACUGUGUAGAAGAGAAACAGUACCAUAGUGCAGUGAAACGUAAGGCUAUUAUUUUAGUAUGGGGACCUACACACUGGAGGUGUAAAAUAUAAUUUAAACUUUAUGGCAGCCUUUACUGAAACAGUGCUGCCAGACAACUAUUUUUAAGUUCCUCACCUGCAGUUAGCUGAUACUGUUUACAUCCCUUUUUUGACACAUGCCUUUUAUCUUAAACAGUCCUAAAUUUCUUAAAUGAUAUGAAGUUCUGCACAUCGUCACCUUAAUUUUCAGUCAUUUUCCUCAGCAGGUGUCACAUUGCACAGCAACGUUUUUAGAAAUAGUUUUCCCUAAAAUGGCACAAUUGUACAUGCCAUCUUGAAUCAAGCAAAACUGCAACACUGCUAACAUUGUCUGUCAUAUUAGGGAGAUCUGGCAGCAGUCGUGAAGGUGUGUGGGAGCAUUCAAAACAGUAACAUAAAAUCGUUGUUUUUGUUUUUAUAUGAUUGAGUUCAAAAGUGCAGAUUAAACAUUUACAGCAAACAUGUUUCUCAUUGUGUACAUGAGGCUAAUUGUUCUUGAUAUUAAUAUAACUAAUACUGUUAAUCUGCCAACGCUGCUGUAUUUUGCCAUGUUGAGUACUUUUUGAAGUCAUUAUGUCAAAGUGAGAGUUGUUGGGGCCUGGAAAAAGAAAAAGAAAUGGAAAAAUGUUAAAAAUGUACCAUGAUUUGUAAAUCCAACACAAAGUGACCAAACAUUGCUUUUUAGCAUUCAGUUGGAAUCCCAAAACAAUGGCAGCUUCUACAAAAGAUCACUGAAUACUGAACAUAAUGAAAAUACAGGUGUCACUAUGAAAACAUUCAGAGUGGACAGACCUGUCAGAGCAGAAACAUCAUCAGCUUUAAAAUCAACUUUAUAACUUUGUCAGAAAUAGUCUAAGUGAUCCCAGCAGCAUUUCUUUUUUUUGUUUGUUUUUUUUUUGGCGUUACUUAGGAUGCUGGACACUUGUAGCUUGUGUUGCCUUGAACGCUGCUCUGUGUACCACUGCUGUUGCUCUGCAUCUGUGUGUCAGUCUGAGAGAGGAGGUACCAGACUUCAUUAUGUGUAUUUGUUGGUCAACAGUGUCAGUGAGAAAUAAAUUAUGCAUACAAAAACGGCAUCCACCUGUG